Papaver somniferum (opium poppy) is the source of this 4011-nucleotide messenger RNA. Its product is annotated as F-box protein At4g35930-like. The transcript is spliced from 5 exons. The record is from RefSeq and is a predicted model, not a curated record. Lineage: Eukaryota; Viridiplantae; Streptophyta; Magnoliopsida; Ranunculales; Papaveraceae. Bases 2853 to 3746 code for a protein of 297 amino acids.
CCUGCACUUUGGAGCAGAUCCGAGGAGGUAAUUUCUCUUCGAUUAUCCUACUUUCUUAUUUAUUUUAUUUUUUCAUUUCAACACUUAGUUUCUGGUCAAGGUUUGAUUUUUCUUGAUUUCUUAGAUCAAAUUAUAAAGCAUUUUUUAGAUUAAAUCUUAAACCAUGGUUGUUGUUUUUUUUCUUUUUUUGAUCCAAGUUAUUUUAUUUCUAGGGCUUUGCCUCGUUUUGGGUUUUUAUUCGGAACUGUAAUAACUAAGUUUUUUUUAUUGAAAAUGAUCAAGAAUAACAUCAAAGUUUUCAAAAUACGUCUAACAUUAGCAUAGGGAUCAUCUUCUGAGACACAAGCAACAUCAAGAGCACCAAAGAUACCAACAAUGCAUAGGUUCAAAAUACCGAUUUUUGAUUAAUUCUUAGACUGGUUUAACCCUAGAAUAACCAAUUUUGGCUAUUUUUGUUACCUGUAUUAUUAUUGUAUGUUUGGAAAAAAAAUGUUGACUAUUAAUGGAUCUGUGUUACUAUACCUUUAAAGUCAACUUUGAGAAAUGGUUGGAUAUUUGGAUCCUAACACCUAUACUCUUUAGUAGUUUUGAUGUGUUAAUCUUUAUCCAAACCAAACCAUUCAAGCGUCAUGGGAUGGUUAUAUUUUCUUCUUCAUAUUAAAUUCUGAAUCAACAUUGUAAAAUAGUCUGAAUGUGGUUAUUAUUUGUUGUUUGCUGAAAAUCCCCGACAGUCUAGUAGCCGGUCCGAUUCUUAAUUAGGGUAUUACCAUUCUUGAUAUAUGAAUCUGUACCAUUUUUUUUCCAGAAAAAUAAAUAAAUGAAAAUCGAAUUUUUAUAUAUUUUUUUCCAAGUAAACCAAACUCGAGAAUCGUCCACAUACAAAAAAAAUAUACUACCUCGGUUUCUGGCGAAAAUGAGAAGUGAUAAUAUCUCUUAUUUUGAAACGGAGGGAGUAAAUAAUAAUUUUGUGUGGUCCCAAACUUAUUUUUAUAUGGAGAUUUUACGCUAGAUAACAAAUCUGUGUUCUCGCAAAGUUAUUCUCAAUAAUGUUUCAUAAUAGAGGUAGGUUUUGCUACCAAGUCUAAAUAAAUUCCUUUAUUCACAUAAAUAACGACCAAUUUUUUGGGACGACCUUUUACAACUCUGAUAGUUUAUCUCUUAACAUUACAAAUGUUGGGGGUUGUAUGCAGUUAAGCUUUUCUCUCAUCUCCCACUCCUUCUGAAACCUAUAAAAUCUUCAUUGCCGCCAACCUUUCUGCAAAUUGCUUUCAUUUUUUUUUCCGUGGAUAAUUAUAUAGUAGUUUAUGCUAGGGUGGUUUAGGUUUUUGCUUUGAUAUCCACUGCUUUUAAGAAAUUUUAAUGGUGUUUUUAUAUGCGUUUUAACCUUUAUCCUUGUUUUCUCUUUACUUUAGAUUCUCUAUGCCCUCUCAUGAUGAUCUUUGCAGUUUUUAUGAACAAUUUAGUGGAAAAUUUUCAAAUAUGAUAGCAAAAUGGUUGGAUAACUACCCAGAUAUCAUUCAUUCAGUUUUUGGAUUGCUUCGUACUCAUGUUAGUAUUUCGCUACUUAUUAUCACAAAAUACUCUGUCAUUAAUACCUCUUGCUAUUGAAUUUCACAAAAUACCUCUGUCAUUAAUACUUAUUGUUCACUAAUAAAGUUUUAUCCGAUUUUAUCAAAAAUAAUAUUACGGGUUAAUUGUGAAGAUUUUGGUGUCCAUGCAUGUCAUUGACAGUUGAAAUCAACCUUUGGACCUUCGCCAAAUACAAACAGUAAACUUCUCAAAACAAACACGUUUUAAUAGAGUUGGAACUAAGCUUUACACACCUUACACAAAACCUACCUCCACUUUAGAAAAGAAAAUAAUAUAAAACAAAGCCAACCACCAUUCUUUAGGAAAAUAGCAGGAAAGGGAAGAAAAAAACAGAAAGAAAAUGAAAACUUACCAGACUAUUUGUCGUAGUUAAGGUUAGGUUUGCACCAUCAAUUCAUCCAUCUUGUAGCUCAUCUGGUAUGAGUCGGUCCAAACAUCUGCUCCAUAUAAUACGGCCAAACAUGAAGGUAUGUACUGCAAAAGUAUCCAAUGUCCAGUUUCUCUUUGGGUAUUUUUAAAAGUAGUGAAUUGGCCAAAAUUAGCACGGUAAAAACACAUUGGAUUCCUGAAAAACAUUUAAUGGGUAAUAAAACAAUUAUUUUAUAACUGGAAAAGAAAAAAAAAAUGCACGGAAACAAAGUAUUCCAAUCUCUAUCACAAAAUUCACAAGACCAAUCAAAUCCAACAGCUCUCGUCGCUCUGAUCGCCAUUAAAACACAAAAAUUAGCGCGUGAUACUCGGGAGUGACACCUAUGAUCUCACUAUACGUGGAUCCCUACCGCAACAUCUGAACCACUAAUACAAUUCCACGUUUCAGAUCACUCCCCACAACUACUAAUAAUUUUAUCACUUUUACUAGUAGUACUGGAGUACGACUUAUUUUCUAGGGUUUUGUCUGUCUUAUCGUUUUGGGUUGAAAUUUUGGCGGGCAAAAUUUCGACAAAUUUUUUAAAAAUUCACAUAAUAAAAACGCAAACCCUAGGAGAAGGAAACAAGAAAGAGAAAAGAGGAAGAGAGGAGAGAGGCCCAUUUUAUAUUUCCCACCUCUUCUUUCUCUCUAGGGUUUUGCUGUUUGGCCGUGUAAGUUAUCGAUCUAGUAUUCAGCCUCUGCUGCGAAACCCUAGUUAUCAUGUUUGAUGUUUACUGGGUUUUAAUUUAAUAGUUCGUCAAAGAAAAUUUGGGCGGAAUUAGUUAGGGGAUUAAUAGUAUGUGAAAUUGGGGGAAAUUUCAAUUUAAUUUUUAAUUUAAUUUAAGUUAUUAGUAUGGGGAAAGUUGUCCCCAAGAAUAAGGAAUCGGCGACGGGGAGGAAGCAGAAUAGGAAGAGGGGAUUGAGGGGUUCUUUAGAUGUAAAAAAAGAGUAUGUAAAGCCUGGUGCAUUGGCUCAGUUAAGGUAUAGCAGUAGGGCGAGUUCUGCUAAGUUAUGUACUGAUUUGGGUAAGAAAAGGGUUGUGAUGUUGGAUUCAUCGCCGUCGUCGUCUAAAACAAAUAGUAGCAGUAGCAGUGGUGAUUUGGCUCUUCCUACUGAUUUUGUUGUUCAGACUCCACCGACUAGGUCACCUGAGAGGGUUAAUUUGAGUCCAAUUGUUGGGUUUGGACCAGUGGAUCUUGUGGUUAAUAGACUUAAUAGAGGGCCUAGAACGCCUAAGACACCUCGAUGGGAACAUCUGGGGUCAGACUCGAGGCUGGAAUCUCUUCCAAUGGACAUACUGGUUAAACUCCUUUGCCACUUGCAUCAUGAUCAGCUAAGACCUGUUUUCCAUGUUUCUCAGAAAAUUAGAAAGGCGGUACUGAUGGCUAGGCAGUUUCACUUCAAUUACACAACCCCAGAUCGUGUUCGGCAGGAGAUGCUGAGAACAAAAACACCUCUCCCCACUGAACACUGGCCAUUUGUGAGUAAAGGAGAAGGUAAGGGUGUUUUUUGUUCCAGCCCCCACACACCCAAAGCACCUAGACAUGGUCCUCGGCCUCCUUCUCGUUACAAGGACGCAGAGGUCAGACAAAUUGCAGCAGUCCUCUUCCAGGAGUCGGCAUUAACAUCCAAGUUUAUUGUUCCCCCAAGCUUGUCCAAGUCUGUAUGCAAAUCUCUUGCAUCGACUAGGGCGUUAUUCUGUGAGGAUGAGUUAUGCCAUGCUGUAGCUCAGAAUAAGCUUCGUUGAGUUUUAUUUCAAACUGUCUGCUUUUUUCUCUCUGCUCCCUUUUUUGUUCUAUAUGUACAUAAGUUUGUCUUUCCAUUAUUUGGUUUUCUCAUAUAGGUAUAGUAGUAAAGAUUGCAGUUCUGGAUUUUGUGAUUGUGGUAGUCCAUCUCUUAUUUAAGAGAUGCUUCAUUGUAUAGUUUGUUAUUAUGAUAUUUGCAGUUGCAAGUGUCUGACAAUCUCCAACAAGACAUUAAUAAGAAGUGGAGGCUUCACAGUUUUUUACUCU